Dictyostelium discoideum AX4 is the source of this 2727-nucleotide messenger RNA. RefSeq lists its product as hypothetical. Bases 1 to 2727 code for a protein of 908 amino acids. The record is from RefSeq and is a predicted model, not a curated record. NCBI's taxonomy places the organism in Eukaryota, Evosea, Eumycetozoa, Dictyosteliales, Dictyosteliaceae. The transcript has 2 exons.
AUGAAAUUGUUAUUAUAUUUACUUUCAUUAUUUAUUAUUUUAAUAUCCCAAAACCUAGUUAAUUGUGAAAAUUAUUAUUUAACAGAAUGGGAUAUAUUAGCACCAUUUCCAAGUGCACCAAGAGAAGAUGUUGAUGUAUUAAAUUGUUAUGGUGGAAUUGAUAAUAUACCAAUAGGUGAUAAUUCAACAUAUAUUAGUGAAUUAGUUAAUGGAGCAAGAGUUGGAUGGAAUCAUUAUACAACAAAUGUUGAUGGUAUGGUUAAUUUAAAUUUUUCAAAUAAUGUAAAUUGGGAUUUAAUAAAUAAUUGGGCAGGAUCAAGUGGCACAUAUUUUAGUGGUUGGGGAAUUUCAACAUUUUCAUUGAAUACUAGUGAAACCAUUUUAGUUACAUGUUCAGGUAUUGCAAAGUUUUGGAUAGAUUCAACAGUGAUGCAAGGUGAUUCAUAUGGAUUGGGAUUACAAUUUAAUUCAAUUCAAUUAUCAAGUGGUACACAUCAAUUAAAAGUUAGAAUCAUUGGAUCAGAGGCAGCAAGUUAUCAAUGUGAAAUCAUAACAACCAAAGAGGAGCAAUCAAUUUUCAUAGUCUAUGAAAAUACGAUUGUACCAGAUAUAGUUGAUAAUGAAUUUUCAUCACCUUUUAUCUCAAUUUCAGUUUUGAAUAUAUUGAAUCAACCAAUCAGUGGCAUGAUAUCAUUAGAGCCAUUAACUGAUGAGUUUCAAGUUUCAUUAAUUGAAUCACCAUUACCUCAAGAAAUUAAUUACAUUGGUCCUGGUCAAUUAAUUCCUGUCAAUUUCAUUGUUAAAACUAGUAAUGGUAGUGGUCUUAUUAAUUGUCCUUCAGGUACAACCUAUGCAUUUAGUAUGAUGGUUUAUCCUCAAUCCCCACAAUCAAAAGGUGAAUUAAUAACAUUAAAUUUUACAUGUAAAUCAUUUGGUGAACCAUUUACAUUUACAUUUCAAGAUUUUGAUUUAUCAAUUCAAUAUGCUGAUGCAAUACCACCAAAUGAUAUAGAAGGAGGUAUAUCACCAACACCAGUUUUAUUUGCAUUACAUGGUGCAGGUGUUGAUGCAAAAUCAUCGGCGUGGACAGGCGCAUUUCAAGUUCAAAAUUAUACAUGGAUAUUAUUACCAACAAAUAGAGCCAAUUAUGGAUUCGAUUGGGAAGAGGGUGGUAUAAAGAAUGGAUUGAUGGCAUUGGAUUAUUUAUGUAAUUCAUUACCUGGUGUGCCAAACAAUUUGAAAACCAAAUAUCAAUGUGAUCCAUAUCAACUUCAAGUACUAGGUCAUAGUAUGGGUGGACAUGGUAGUGAACAUUUCGCAACAGCAAUUUCACCAGAUAGAGUGGUAUCAUUAUCAAUUGCAGCAGGUUGGAUUGAUAUGAAAUUAUAUUCACCAAAUUUCCUUAGAGUUGGUUAUUCUUGGAGUAAUCCAAUGAUAAGAUUUAUUCUAGAUUCAGUAGUUAGUCAAAAUGAUGCAGAUUUCCACUCACCACAUUUAAUCAAUAUACCAAUGAUAGUUCGUAUGGGUUCAGAUGAUGAUAAUGUGCCACCCUAUCAUCUUAGACGUAUGCUACGUCUAUAUGAUCAGUUAACACAUAAUACAAGUAUUGGGUUAAUUAGUGAAAUCCCAGGAGAAAAUCAUUGGUUCAAUGGUGUGGUUGAUGAUGCAAUCAUGCAAGCAUUCCUUAGCAAAUAUGCAAUCUCUGGUAUACCAUUAUUACCGGACAGAUUUUUAAUCAAUUGUUUAAAUCCUGGCUCUUUCCAAGGCAAAGGUGGUGUUUCAAUUCAACAAGCCAUUAAUAAUUUCAAAGCUUCAAAAAUUCGUGUUGAUAAAACAAACUCUUUAUCAAGUGGUAUUUGGUCACUACAAACAGAGAAUGUAAAAAGAUUUGGUUUCAAUUCAUUCAAUGAGAAACCAAAUCAAGUCAUUAUCGAUGGUCAAAAAUUUAAUUAUAUUCAACUACCAUCACAUUAUUGUACCGAUGGUACAAAGGUUAAAAAUAAUAAAAAGAGUGGUUCAAGUGUAGUUUGGUCAAUUUGUAAUGAUGGUAAUGAUUGGAUGUGGAGUGAAAGAUCACCAUUAAAUUCUGGUCCAAUGGUACAAAUAUUAGAUUAUCCAAUUUUAAUUGUUUAUGGUACAAUUGGAAGUGAACAACAAACCAAUCAACGUCAACAAUCUGCAGUUUAUUUAUCAAAUGUUUUAAUGUAUCAAAUGAGAUAUUCAAUAAAUGUUUUAGAGGAUACUCAAUUCACAAAUGACUUAUUCACAACUUAUAAUGUAAUAUUUAUGGGAGGCCCACAAACAAAUAAAGCAGUUUACUCAAUUCAAUCAGUUUUACCAUCACCAAUUGGUUUCCAUGGUUCAAGUGAUAAUAUGUCAUUCUCUUUAAAUGAUGAUUCAAAUAUGUUUUCAGGUCCUUCUGUUGGUUUAUUGUUUUUAUCAUCAUGUUAUUCACCAGAGGCCAUUAUGAAAAUUACACCAAAAGAACGUUAUACUCAAGCUAGACAAGGUUGUAUGCUUACAGUUAUUGAGGGUACUGAUACUAUUGGUUUCCAAAAUAGUCUUUUCAAUUUCCCAACUAAAUCAUCUUUCCCAAUGCCAGAUUUCAUGAUAUUAGGUCCAAAUUUUGGUUAUCAAGGUGUAUCGGGUGCUAAUGCUCUUGGAUUUUGGGAUAAUAAUUGGCAACUAUCUGACCUUUCUUAUAUAACUUCAAUUUUAAAUGAAUAG